Messenger RNA from Podarcis lilfordi (Lilford's wall lizard), 10332 nucleotides. NCBI's taxonomy places the organism in Eukaryota, Metazoa, Chordata, Lepidosauria, Squamata, Lacertidae. The record is from the annotation of a GenBank genome assembly.
AUGGAAGAUAACAAGGUUAAGCACAGCAGAGUUUUGAUCCAGAAAAAGGCUCUACACACCUUUCUUAAUUCAUUGGAGGCAGAGGUGUUGGAGCUUUCUGACCGAGUGAAGCUAGGCAGGAUAGUCAGACGGGCACCUUCGUUUGAGACAUUCACUCCAUUCUUUUCAGAGGAAAACAGGUAUGUGUGUUUGAUAACAAGGGUGAAGGCAAAGACAACAUUUUGCAAGGUAGUGGGGCUGAUUUUGGAAGCAUUUUGCUGCAGUCAGUUUACUUUUUCCUUCCAAGGAGUAAAUUGUCCAGAGGACUCCCUGGCAAGUCAAUUAUUUGGGACAUUUUAGUUGGUCCCAUUAAUGUUAUUGCCCAGCUGUGCGUUUUGCAGUUACCUUCAUUAUGAUAUAAUGACUUGUUUCUGAUUUCUCUUGGAUUCAGUACCAGCAUUCACUGAUAUUCCUGGAGAGGAUGGAGGUGGACCAGGAGCCAUACAAUGUAGUCAGACACUUCUGAAGCCAGAGAUAAAUGGGAGCUCUUAGCUUAUACAGCUGAAUUUCAUGGGUGAAUAAUUCAGCCCUCAGAAAAAUGCUUCAGCCGCAGUGUGACAUCUCCCGUCAGUGAUUAUCCAAGAUUUAAGCAAACAUGGCUUUCCCUGGGAGUUAGGAAAGAUGUCCAGAUAGUGUCUUCUUUUCUUUUUACCUUUGGUCUCCUUAAAUACUUUUGUCAUUAACAUUGUUACCGGGAUACAGGUUUAAAAAGAAAGCCGAAUAUGCCUUACAAGUGACUCUUCCAAGCACAGAACUUUGCGCCUUACAAAUCAGAGUUUAAAGUAUGACUGAACUUGAUUUAUUUUAAAGAGGCAAUUAAACGAUACAUCUUUAUGUCUAAUGAUGACACCUUCAGCUAAUUGGGUGAAUUGCUAAUGUGCAAAUUUGUGCACACAGCUGAGUGGGAAUUAUUUUAUUUCUUUUUAAAUCAGCCCUCCAAGCCAAAUUUGGCAGGUUGGCUGUGCAUGCAAGGAAAUAAUGGAAGGGAGGUAGUGGCUCUGAUCCAACAAAGUGCUUGCAUACAAAGAUGCAGCCAAGACUGCCUGCAUAUAGCAAAAGGCUGUAAUUCAAACAUUCAGCUAUUUGCCUCCUGAGCAGCUGGCCUGCAGGAGUCUAGCUUUUUUGUUUGUUUGUUUGCAAGGGCUAGUAUGCAUAGAGUUCUGGCUGUUGGUUCAGGCUGGAAAACUGCACAUCUAGUCCCCAUUUACACUCAAUAUUACCUGCCCAGUAUGGGAUAAGAGUAUGGAACCCACCGCUGCCAAGCUAAUCUGCUGCGUCACAGAUUCUAGGAAAUUACUAUGGUGUUUGGAAGCAGUGAUGGGUUGGAGGUUGGCAAACAAAACAGAGGUGAUUCUGGCCAUUGGAAAAGCCCAUCUGCAAAUUCACCUUGUUUGGGCUGAUGAUGCACUCACUCUGAAAUACCAGGUUCACAAUGUGGCAAUGUGUCCCAGCCCAGUUCCUAGAGAGGCAGGUUGUGACUGUGGGCAGGACUGUGUGUAUUCAAUUGCAGUUGGUGCGUCCACUGUGAACCUUCCUAGAGAAGUCAGAUCUGAGCACCAUCACACAGCUUCGGUUGUGUCCAGCACAACUGGUGCUAGCAUUUGGAUUCUCUGGCUAGCUGACAGGGUUCCAGGACUUGAUAGGACCCCACCUGUCCCUGGGGGUGCAUGACCAAGUGGCGGGAUGUGAAGAGCCACCAUCUUAAAUUUUCCAGAAUGCAUCAGAGCCUCAAUGUAGUUUUUGCUCCAGAACAUUGUGAGAAAUUGAAAAGGGUGAAAAUCCAGCACAGAUUACAGGGGCAGCUACCUGGUGCCAAUCAGAAGAGUCCCUGAAGAUGCACACAGAGGAUACAAUGCCAAGGGCCCCAAAGCAUAGAUCCAGCCUUGGCAUCCAGGCUAGACUUCUGUGAGAUUGAGGCCCUUAAUCAUAUUGGGGCUCUGAAUGCAAGCAACUGGCUUUGUUAUUUCGGAAGUCUACACUAAUCUGGGAACAUCUGGGAACUGGGCUACCAGCACCGCCCCACUCUGUGGUAAUUGCAUGAUGUAUUAUUUAUGCCUGAAAGGGAAUGGAGGGUAUAAACAAUUGCUUGUGGGUGAGGUGUAUAUCUGGUGUGCAUUGCAGAGACUUGGGCACGUGUGUGUGUGUGUGUGUGUGUGUGUUCUUACCCAGCUUUCCCAACUGGGUAUCCCGUGGAGCACAAGUCUGAGGGCAUAGGGAUGAGGAGAGGGCAUGACAGUAACUCAUAAAAACUCCAUCCUUCUCACUAGGAGGCCAGUCCAUUUGGGAGAUGGAUUUGGUGGUUUGUACUCGGUGCUGGGAGGCAGAGACAGGACAGGGAUCUUGUUGGUGGACUAUCUGCCCUGUGGCCCAACCACCUUCCUGACUGAGCUGGCAAAGGAGGUCUUUGGCAUGGUGUUGGAGAAUCCCAGGACAUUAGUUCUGGGGGACUUCUGUAUCCAAGACAAGCUCUCCUCUGUAGUGACACCAAGACUAUGGACCUCUCACUCAGAAGAAGCUCCUUAACGCAGCCUGGCUCCUUGUCUUUAGAUGGCUGCAUAAGACAGUUGUUGUUUUUCCAAGAGGUCUUUGGCACUCCCUGGUGGUUAGUGAGGAAUUGCUUGUUCAUGACAUGAUUGCCUUUUUACUCUGCUUAUUGGGCAUUGCACAAAAUAGUUUCAAAUAGGAUCACUUUCUUCCAUACUUUCCACCCAUACAUUGAUUGAUUGAUUAUUAAAACUUUUAAAAUAUCUCUAAGCGGUGUACAGAAAACUGAAGCAAUGACAACUUAAACAAAAUAUUACAAAAAUACACAGUAGCAUUUAAAAAGGUUACAUUAAUACAAAGUCAUAUGCAUACAUAUAUAUGUCACUUCAUUUUCCUUCUGGCACACACCCUCCCUCUCAGCUUCUGGGUUCUCACCCAGGGUCCAGACAAACUCUCAGCUCACCCACAAAAGUCUCACAAUAAGAAGGGCUUCUGGAAGCAGCAGACAUCACAUUAGUUUCUCAUGCUAGACUUGCUUUUUAUGGGCAGGCCCAAGGUAGAUGGUACUUCCUUAGGCUGCCCACAGCUAUGUCCCAUUCAACUGCACUCUCCACACCCAGUUCCAUGUGUAGCUCUUUCUUCAUCCUCUGCCCUCUCCUCCUCUUCCUCCUCCUCCUCCUCCUCCAGCUGCUUUUGGGUUUCUAGCUAUGUCUCAGCUACUAUAAUCUACACUUUUAUGCUUUGUGUAUAGUAUCUAUGAACUGAAAUUUCAUUAUCAUUACUGAAUUGCUAUGAAGUGAUUAACUUGUAGCCAAGCAUUUGGACCCUAUAAAGUUGUGCUAGUAGAAUUCAAUGCAACUGCUUUCUGGGCACAAUGCAAGGGAUUGGGACCACAAACAUUCUGAAACAAUAAGCAAAUCUAAACUCAGCCAUCCCACAAAAUUCGGAUGUCUCCAAAUUUUGUAAUGUUGUUCUCCAGCCAAGUAAGGUGUACUAAAACGUAUAUACUAGGCUAAAGUGUGCAUAAAAAUCCAUAUGUUAAGUGAAGAUAACAUACAAAAAAUUAUAUUAGGGGAAAUCAUUUUGCAAAAAAUCUGUGUAUUAGAGGAAAUUCUACACACAAAUUUGUAUAUAAUGAAUAAUUUGCACUAAAAUGCUGAUGAUUUGUACAUUCUGAAACAAUAAGCAAAAAAUCUGUGUAUUAGAGGAAAUUGUACACAAAAAAAUUGUAUAUAAUGAAUAAUUUGCUCUAAAAUGCUGUGGUUAUUCAUAAAAGAAAAUUGUGAACCAAUCUGGAGGGCUGAACUUGAGAUUGAGAAACUGAGAGAAACCAAAAUUGCCAGAUUGGCCUAUCCCUACCUCAAGGGCCAAACCAUGGUUUCGCGGUGACAUCUAAACCAUUGUCAGUUCCCAAUCUAUGCUGAUCAUCUCAGUCUUGUUCACCUAGUAUUCUUCCAGGUGGAGGCUGAAUACUGUAAAAGCAUUGUUCAGAUAUAACAAAUGUGUCUUAGGCAACUGAUUUGUUUAAUUUAAAAAAAAAAUUCUGGAAAGGGUAAAGCCAGAUUAAAUGUUUGGUGAGGAUACAGGCUGACAUUCUGAUGCCAACUGCAUUGUGUGGAUGCUAUGGAAAAUGAGCAUACAUAAAGAGCACCCAUCCUGCAAUAAAAGCCAGUCUGGAGGCAUCCCCAGUGUAGAAUAUAAUUGCCCUGGAUGUGACCCAUAUGCCUCUGGGUUCUGGGCAGUGCUUUGCACACAAUUGGGGCUGUAGAAGUGUUGUGCGGUUGUGGUAGACAUUGUUUGCUUCUGACCUGAUUGAAAAAUACAGUAGACAUCAAGAUAGGCCAGUUAUUUUGCUUCCAAAUUUCAGUCUUCUUAACUGAGCUUUUUUUUCACUCACAGGGCUGCAAAUUGGUUUGGGGGUUCUAAUGUCCUGUAAUUUUCUUUUUGUACAUGUGUAGGCUGGCCGACUUCAAUUCAGAAUGGAUUCAUGAACUCAUGACUGAAUUGAUGGGUGACCAAGAAGAUAAUAAGCGUGCCUCAGAAGACCCAGAACCAAUCCCAAUUAAUGGGGUGAAAGAGGAUGGUAAGGAAAUCUAUUUGUAGCAAGGGACCCACUGCCAACUCCUAAUGGAAACUGAUUUACUCCAAGAUCUGUCCCUGAACGUCAGCCUGCUUUCCUUGUAACAUUUUCUUAAUAAGAUUAAAUAUUUCACGUUCAUGCAAUGCUUUUGAGUGCACACAUUAUCCACGAGUCAUUUAUUAUCAGUUGCAUUCCUUAUAAUAACCCUGUAAGGUUAUUCAUCAGGAGUGCUCUGAUGGUGUUUCCUGCUUGGCAGGGGGUUGGACUCGAUGGCCCUUGUGGUCUCUUCCAACUCUAUGAUUCUAUGAUUCUAUGAUUCUAUGAUUAUUAUCAGUAUCACCAUAUGGAGGUUUUCCUAAGGAUCCCUCAUGAGUUCAUGUCAGGGGUGAGAUUUGAACCAGAGCCCUUUUCAUUUGUAACUAUGUCUCUUGGUCACUUUGCUAUGCUAGACUCUCUAGGAAGCUUGGAAGUUUGGGCUUCUUUCUUAUGUUUCAAUUUUUAAUUUUCAUAAUUGGCAGGAUUUAAAAACAGAGUGGUUGGGGUUAACAGGCAGCUUGUGAAAAAGCUUUUGUGAAGAGUACAUUGUACUCUUUGCUCCGAAUAUAUUUUUUUUACCAUGAUGCUCACAGGAAUACCAGAAUUCUCAUGCAUAAUAUUUUAUUUAUGACUUUUUUCACUCCAUUCCAUUUCAUUUGACAAUUGGUUAGUAAUUAGCCUGACCAUCAGGUAAACAUAGGCCAAAGCACCAGAGCCCUGGAGAAUGGGAUGGAAAAGGGGUUUUCCCCCCCAAUGUGUUUGUGUAUGGAGCUGUCUGCUUCGAAAUGAUCUGAGCUGCAUAUUAUGCAUCAAAGCUUAGUGAGUUAAAAAAGAGAGUUUGAAAGUGGUGUUUUAGAUAUAUAUAUUAAAAAGCCUCCUCCACAGUGAAAUUUUGCUGCAGAGCAUGAUCAACAAGCAUUAUAGGGGAAGGUUAAAUAAUUAAUAUUGUUCAUGAGUCUGUCUACAUGGAAAUUAAAUUUCAAACUAAUAGCUGGGUUGUUGUUAUUAAAAUUUCUCUGUACAGUGACCUAGUCUGUGGCCAGCUUGAUGUGAGAAUAUUAAUUUAAAGCAUGUUUUAAAUUUAAACACCAAACAGGGAUUAGAUGUGCUGUUCUUCAUUGGUACAUGGCCACGAUAUGCUAGUUUAAGGGUUGUUUUUAAUUUGUGAGUGAGAGUGUAUAUGCGUGUGUGUUUUAAAUGUAACAUCAACUAAAUUAAGUGAAUAAACAUCGGUAUACUGACAGCAAUAAUAAUAAUAAUAAUGCUAUUUUUCACAUCAUUUGGUUCGUAGGAACCAUUUGCUCCACCCUCCAUGGAGGGAGGAAGAUUCAGAUUGAAAAUUCCGAGGGUCUUAUUUUUCCUGCUCCCUUUUCUCUCCACCCCUCCUUUUCCCUCUCAUUCUUUCAGAGUCACAAGACCUGGAUGGGGAAGAGAAGGCUUCGCAGGAUGCAGAGGCCGCAGUUCCAUCUCCACCGCUGUCAUUCCCAGGUGCUCUGAAAGAAAGCCAAGGGGGAAGCCGCGCCCAGCAGGCCCCGGCUUCAAAGAAGUCCUGUUGGCUGAACCCUCCCUCUCCCCUGAGGCUGGCUGAUGUAACUGACCACAUUUCUGAUGACUCCUCCUCUGUACACGCCAUUUCACUCACAUCAUGCGUCUCCAAGGGCAUGAGCACCUGGUCCCUGCCCGGAGACUGUGAAAAGGCUCCAUUCAACAUUAUGGAACCUGGGAGCAUCUCAGCCCUCACCGGUGACUGCUUGAUGCAGCCGAGCCGGACCUGCCUGGGCUACUUUAUCGAAUCAAAGGAUGGCAUUGAUUCAGAGCCAGGAAUAAGCCUGAAAGUGGGUGAUAUAAAUAGGGAUUAUGACACCUGUUCAGUCUCUGAUAUAGGGAUUCAUUGCAUGAGCACAGGGGAAACCAUGAGAUAUGGGGAUCAACUGCUUUCAGACCAACUCUUAAGCUUCCCUGCGCAUAAAUCAAGGGCAGCAGACAAGAGAGAUGCAGAGAAAUCUGACAGCGAUUCAGAGGACCCCACUCAGAAAAAUUACUAUGAGGGAUUACUCUUAGACAAGUGCAAUGGGGAGGAACCUUUACUAACAAAUCCCAGCCAGGAGUGGGGUUAUUUUGAAUCUUUCAUCAGUGAAAGCAAAAUCGAGCUGCUCGACCUUUGCUCCAAAAAUGAGCUUUCUGUGAACCUGUUUUCUGAGGAAGAUGUGGAUAAUUACAUGUUUGAUGACGACUCAAACUUGGGAAGUGACGUCUGCUCCUUAAAAAUUCGGUAUGAGUCCUUCCAAGACAGUGUGAAGGAGAAGGCGGGUUCUCUGCAGGACGAUGCCCAGCUUAAUUUCUUCCCAAACGUGCUCAGCGGAUGCCCUAAGAAGGAAGGCCGAGUGGCCUUGAAGAGGGGGCCUCGAGGGGCCACUGAUACUUCCCAGUUCAAAUCUGAGGAGAGCAUCAUUUGGGGGGAAGAGGAGGCAGAUGGAGGAAGGGAGGAUGACGACGAGGAGAGUGAGAAAGUUGCCUUAAACAAAUCUUGCACCAGUACAGAAGUGGUACAGUACAUUUCUCCCAAAAGAAACCACUUCUUGGAACUUGUUAAUUCCACAGAGGAUCCCGGGGACUUCAGUGAUGACAGCACCUGUACUGAAUCUUCUUUUGAUGUUCUCCAAAAUCUUAAGGACUGCAAUAAGUACCUGCCCAGAGACCACUCCAGUUCCUUCAUACAACAGAACUAUGGCCUGCGAGCAAAGAGGAAAGUGAGAUACAGCGAUGAUUACCUAUAUGAUGUGGAUUCCAUUGAGAGCGAGAAGAUUGUGGAUAAGAAGGAGGGGCACCCAGAUGGACCCAAGGAGGAGGAUGAUGAUGAAUGGUGCCCAAAGAAAAGGAGAAAAGUUUCUCGCAAAGAGCCCCCAGUCAUCAUAAAAUACAUCAUUACCAACCGUUUUAAAGGGCAGAAACAAAUGCUUGUCAAGCUUUCCAAAGUGGAUUCCAGCGAAAUGACAGUGACCCUGAAUGAAGAACGUUUGAAAAAAUAUGCCAAGAUGGCCCCCCUGAAGAGCUUUUGGCAAGAGAAGUGGCAGAACCGACUGAAAUCAGAACUUCAGAGCAAACAUGGUUUAUAUCUCAAUGGCUCUGAGGUCUCCUCCUUGCCUCACCCACGGAAGCGAAAAGGCAAAUUGGCCAAUAGGCACAGGAUUCAGAGAAUCAAAGCCAUUGAGCAACCCAUGCCCAAGCCCGGCUCUUGUUCUUCAGACCCAAGGCAGGUUUGCCGCAGAAUUGGAGAUAGCGAUGCAGGCCCGAGAGGGAUGCAGACCCUGGCUGUUGCAACACCCAGCUGUGCUAACGGCUUGCAGCUGAAUGACAUCGCGAGCCUUGCCUCACCAAAGGAAUUCAAAGGGCCUGAGAGGAAAGUGUUGCGCAGGAUCAAGUUCAAAAGCGAAGCCAGGCUGAAGUGCAAGCAGAUUAAGGCCAGCCUGGCAGAGGCCUCCCCAGCCUUGGAGAACCAGGAGCCUCUUGCAAUGGAUGAAAGUGGUCCUUGCCCUGCAGAUGGCUCUCGCCUUACCGAGCACAAGGAGGAUAAGGUUGCUAAAAAUCCUCCGGCUUUCCUAGCUACCGCCUGCUCUUCAGACAAGGCCCUUACGUCUGCUAAUCUUGCUGCCAGUGUGCCCCUCAUCCCUGGAGGGUAUCUGCAGACCCUGUUAGAUGCCUCUGAUUUGUCAAGCAACACUGGGAUCUCUUACUUCAGUCAUCAGCAGUCAAAGCAGCAGCAGGAGGAGCCCCUCUCUGGCCUUCUUCAAGCAGAGAAGGCAUUCUGCACUCUGCAACCCGCCCAGAGCUGUGUCCUGUCCCCGCCAGAGUCAGAGCUGCAGCAGUCACCAAGCCACUUGGAGAUGGAGCCCAGCAGCUUCGGAGGCCUCUGGCCAGUAAGCAAAGCAUCCGGUGGCAGCAGCCAGGAAUUUCCGAGUGAUUUGCGGGAGGCUCCUGCACAGUCGGCUGCAGAGUUCGGGAGCUGUGCAGGUGCAGAUGGCCCUCCAGCCUCUGGAUACAGUCAAGUUAACCUGAAUAGUAGCAAACUGCCAUACCAAAAAAAGUACAUGUCAGAUAGCCAGCAGUCGCAGUCAGAGGAAUCUUUCCAGUCGUGUCAUUUCAAUAACAGAGAGGGGCAUUUUCAGUUCCAACAAGGUGCGCUAAGCACAGACGACGGGAGGCUGAUUAGCUUUGAUUCAGUGGGCUCUUUGUCAGUUAGUUCCAGCAACUUCAGUUCCCUAAGUUUAAAGUCCUGUGAAAAGGAUGGUGAAGAUGACAUUGCAGAUGAUUUCUUGGCCCACUGCAGCCCCAAACUAGUGAUUCAGCAAAGCAUAGAUGAAAUAACACCUUUGAAGGAGUCUACAGACCUUUUGGAUAUCUCCAACUUCACUCCUGACAAGUUCCGCCAAUCAUCUCUUUCAGAAAUGUCUCCCCCAGAUACCCCUAACCUUUCCCCACAGAUAACUGGGUCAGAAGUCAAACCACUGGGAACAAUGAAAUGUUUUCCCGAGAGCUCGCAGGCUGUGCUGAAUAACCCUGAGAAAGUCAAGUGGGGAUGUGGGGUCCUCCAGACGCACCAAGAUCAGGCUGAUAAUGGAUUUACUUUAAAUAAUCACCAAUUCCAGUUCCAUAUGUUUAAUGACGAAGAUUCUGUCGGCCUUCUUGAAAAGGGCCCGUGCCUGUCAACAUUUGAUGAGCCAUCUGGCCAAAUUAACAGCAACGGUAAAGUGUCAAAGCCGAAGAGGAAAGGUUCAUCCAAUAAAAAUAUGGGUGCAACCCCAAACCCUCCACAGAAAACCGUACGGAAGAAAGCACCCAAAGCCAGCAAAGGGACAGAGAAGGGGCAAAGCAGAAAUUCUAGACAGCCUCCCAAAUCAACAAGGAAAGGGAAGAAUGUGGCUGGAGCUCAUGAUGAAAAGGCUUUGAGCGUUGGUGGGAGAGCAGCAGCUCCACUGAACAACUCAGCCUCAGCGACAAAAGCGUUGGUGGAAUCCAUCCACCGUGGUGGCCCGACCUCCAUCCAGAUAGGGAAGCCUAAUGGGCUCCCUGGGGAAUGGGCCCUGGGGAAGGACAACAGCGGAGGCUGGUCUGAAGUAAGCCUAGGUAAUGCUAACAGCCUCCUCAAUGACGAUCAAAGGGAAUUUGAGGAGCCGUCCAACAUUUUGUCAAACAUAGCAUCUGGAAUGGCAGAUGUUCAGAGAUUCAUGAAGGUCUCCAUUGAGCCACUGUGGGGGCCCGUUUCUCAUAACAAUGCCUCUGAUGUAUUCCAGCCCCCUGAAUCAAACAGCCUGAAAUUGAAAACUCUUAAGAUCCUGGCUGGCACAUCACAAGAGUCCAAGAAAAAGGUGAAUGGUGGUUCUUCUGCAACGGCAAAGAGUCACAAGCCAGGGAACAAGGGUUUGAACAAAGCCAGCGGCCGAGCUGCCUCCUGUGAUCCUGGACGUCCCAACUGUUCAGCUGGGUACUCCCCAGACGUUCACUCUCCCUUUUUUGAUAAAAGCUAUAGUAACCUGAGCACUUUAGCCAAAAACGAGCCCACCCAUAAAAAGCUGUAUCGGCAUAAAUCCACUUCUAAGUCACUGAGAGAUGACAACUGUAAAGCAAAGCAAGCGGAGCGUGAGCAGGUCCGUAAGGACCCGUCUGCGACGGCUUCAUUUGAGAAACUGAGGUAA